AUGGUCCCUGAUGUCUUUCCAUUGCCUGGCGUUGUCCACGGCAAUCGCGUUGUAGCUACCAUCAUCGAGACCCGAGCGAAAGCCGGCGCCAACACGCAGCCCUGGGUCUCUGUCCCGAUCGAUGACAAUGACAUUUCUUCCGGGUACAGAGAUGUCAGUUUCCAACAACUGAACAAUGCGGCAAACCACGCAGCUCGAUGGCUAAGUCAAGCUCUUCCAGCUACGUCGGAACCCUUUCAAUAUUUCGCCUACGCCGGCCCCAAGGAUCUGCGGUAUCCGUGCCUCGCAGUCGCAGCGGCAAAGCUUCAGAAAGUGAUGGUUCUUCCAUCGCCGCUGCUCACACUGGGGGCUCAGCUGCGGGUUCAGGAAAAGACAAAUUGUAAGCUAUACCUCCGGCCGUCGGAAAUGGCUGGGCCAGCCAGUAAUAUUCUGCGAAACGCGCCUCAUGUUGAACAAAUUACGGCCUCUGGAAUUGAGGAGUUUUUCCGGGAUGAUGAAGCAGACCCUAUGGUUUAUAGUAAGACAUGGGAUGAAGGAAAAGAGGAUCCUUGGCUGGUGUUCCAUACCUCGGGAACGACAGGACAUCCAAAGCCGGUGACAUAUUCGCAACAGAUGAUGGCCACCCCCGAUACCGCGGCUUCUCUGCCAGAUUUUAAACCAAGCCAAAUUCAUCAAUCGGCUCAAGCACGAUACUACACACCUUUGCCCGCUCUGCAUACGCAGUUCAUAGGCAUGUUCGUAACUCUUGGCCUGACUACUGGCCACCAUACAACAUGUGUAGUUGGGCCUCCCAUUCCCCCAAACCCCAAACUGCUGAUCAAUAUUAUCCGCUACAGAAAGGAUGACUAUGUCUAUCUAGUGCAUGGGGAUGGAAUCCACGCUGCCCUCCUGGAAGAAGAAAUCGUCGCGCAUCCGAGCGUCAAGGCAGCGGUUAUUGGCGGCUUUGGACGUCCGGUCCCUGUUCUUCUGGUGGAGUUAGUCCCCGCUGCGGAGGCGGAUGAUGUUGAUGCGCUGAAAAGGAGCCUCGAACCCUAUAUUGAGAAAGCCAAUGUGCAUUGUCAUGACGUUGUGAAGCUUUCCUCUGAGCGACUGAUCGUUGCCAAGAAAGGGAAACCGUUUGUCACGACACUUAAGGGAAAUGCAUUGAGGUUGCAGACUUUGGAGCUGUAUGAGGAGGAAAUGCAUUGA
Messenger RNA from Blastomyces gilchristii SLH14081, 1188 nucleotides. RefSeq names its product AMP-binding enzyme. Gene Ontology annotation, molecular function: medium-chain fatty acid-CoA ligase activity. The transcript is spliced from 5 exons. Lineage: Eukaryota; Fungi; Ascomycota; Eurotiomycetes; Onygenales; Ajellomycetaceae. The record is from RefSeq and is a predicted model, not a curated record. The coding region runs from base 1 to 1188 and encodes 395 amino acids. Gene Ontology annotation, biological process: fatty acid metabolic process.